GUUGCAGCCACAUUCCCAGUCCCCUCCACUUCCCUUUCUCUCCUCACAGCAGCACCUGGAGUGUGAGGAGUGGGCAGAGCCCCAGCCAGACCAGACACUCCCUCUAGACACAGAGCUGCUCCACAGGCACGAUGCGGAGCGCCCUGCUGCUGGCAGUCCUCCUGGCCUUCUGUCUGGUGUGGAGCUUCGGGGCUGUCUGUGAGGAGACACUGGAGCAGGUGGUGCCCAGCAGGGACCACAGCAAGAAGGACUUGGAUCUCUACCAUCUGCCUCCGUCAUUGCUCCGAAGACUCUACGAGGGCCGCUCAGCGUCUCUGGAUGGAUUGCUCAAAGUACUGAGCAAGGCCAGCAUGGGUGCUAAGGAACCCUCACUCCCCCAGAAGCGUGACAUGCAUGACUUCUUUGUGGGACUCAUGGGCAAGAGGACUCUUCAGCCAGACACUCCUGUGGGUGUGAACCAGGAGAAUGUCCCCAGCUUUGGGAACCUCAAGUAUCCCCCCAAUGCGGAAUGAGCACUCUGUCAGGACACCUGGGCUGCACCAUGAAGACACCUGCUGCUCUACCCAACCGUGGCACAUGCGCCCCAUUCACCCCUUCUGCGUUCUCAUAACUCUGAGCGCUGUGAUGCCGCCCUAUCUCUCUACCCUACCCUGAUGUAGAAACUGCACAUCCAGAAACUCCAACUCCAACUGGCACUCACUACAGAUCACCAUCGCGUUUCUGUAUUGUCUUAAAUAAAAAAUACAAGGUCUCACUCUGCUAUGCCUCAACAAUAAAGGACUUUUAUCUAUGA
This is a messenger RNA of Erinaceus europaeus (western European hedgehog), 793 nucleotides long. RefSeq names its product tachykinin precursor 3 (gene TAC3). The transcript is spliced from 7 exons. Bases 132 to 512 code for a protein of 126 amino acids. NCBI's taxonomy places the organism in Eukaryota, Metazoa, Chordata, Mammalia, Eulipotyphla, Erinaceidae. The record is from RefSeq and is a predicted model, not a curated record. Gene Ontology annotation, biological process: tachykinin receptor signaling pathway; positive regulation of blood pressure.